Zingiber officinale is the source of this 2619-nucleotide messenger RNA. RefSeq lists its product as uncharacterized. Lineage: Eukaryota; Viridiplantae; Streptophyta; Magnoliopsida; Zingiberales; Zingiberaceae. The record is from RefSeq and is a predicted model, not a curated record. The coding region runs from base 626 to 2284 and encodes 552 amino acids. The transcript has 9 exons.
UUCUCUCUUCUCUACGCUUCUUGCUGUCUAGUACACGCUACCAUCAUUCUCUCUCCAAGCUUCGAUCUUUACCUUGCUCUUCGCCUCUCCCCUCUUCUGGCAUAGUCCAUUUGGCCAUCUUUAUCGCCUUCGCCAUUGCUCUCCUUCCUUCCCUUCUCCUUGCUGCAUCACGAGCUGCGUCUGACACCGAAGGAAAAGCAGUUGAACCGGUAGGUGAAGUUAGGGCUGAGCUGACUCCCGUGCGUCAUUCUGCGAUUCGUCCUCUUUUGAUAGUGUUCGGGAGGAAGACCAUCAGAUUUGGCUGUCGGUGGCCACCCAAGGCCACUCCGUCGGUGGAAGGAGAAAAAGGAGAUUUUUUUUGAGUUAAUGUUGGGAAAUUCGUUUUGUUUUCCCUCCCGUUUUGGUUGAUUCCUGAAUGGGAGUAGUCGUCAAGCACAGAGAUUUAAUGGAACCGUCCGAUAUAAGAUCUUUGGAGUAGAUAUGAUGAUCGGGGAAUGAGAAGAUUGUCGGGACCUGGCACCGUGAUUAGAUUGCGGAAGCCGCGCUGUGCUGCUUUCGUUGGUUUCUUUGGGUGAGGCAGUUUUGACCUUUCCUCCCAAAGGAAUGUGAUCUGUUUUCUGUUAUUAUGGUUUCAAUGCGAGGUAUAGGUUUAUUCAAGCAAGGGUGGAUAUGGGUUCGAUAUCAGAAGCAGUUCUCUUUAGAUGUGCGAGUUGCUGCGAAUUGUAUACGGGAAAAACUUGGACCUCUGAUUGAUCGCCACUGGCCGUUGUUUUAUAGCUGGUGCACGAUUGCAGGAAGAUUUCUUUUUAGAUCGCUAUUGCAAUGGAGUACUUACGCCGUGGGGGGUUUGAGGUCCCUGUUUACCUUGGGUUCGGCGGCUGUUUUUGUCAUUAUGUGGAGUUGCUUGCUUUGCUCGACUUCCACGACUUCCCUCUUUUAUGUGCUUCUAAGUCUGGGAUCUGCAGCCACAGCUAUUCAUCAUCUGGGCUUCACAUCUGGUAUUCUUAUUGUUGGGCUUUAUGGCAUUGGACUUGUGUGGUUGUAUGGAUGCUUUUGGAUAAUAGCAAUUUUACUAAUUGCCGGAGGUUAUAUGUUCUCCCUUAACCAUGCUCGAUUCUUGAUCUUAAUGACAACUGCUUAUGCUGUUCAUGUCAUCAAUGCCCGUGCUGGAUUGCACGGAGUUUUUUUGACAUUUAACCUAUCUUUUAUUUCCAACGGUAUAUUGAACAAACUACUUCAAGGAUAUGAGAGUACCAACAGAGGCGCUUGUGUUCAAGAAGAAAAGGAACCUGAAAAAGUUUCAGAAGAUGCUUCUGCUGACAAAGAAUAUACCCCUCCAUCUAAAGAAGCUGAAGAAGUGCCACCUCUCAAAUCAUCCUGCACAAUACCGAAGACAUCAAAUCUUUCAGACGUUCAUAAGCAUGCUUCCUCUAGCAGUGCUGUCAUGACUGAAUCAGCUUCAUUAGUUGAGAUGACAAGGAUAACGAAUAGUUCAAACCAUUAUGAAGUUAUGGGCCUCCUGAAGUAUGUGAAUUCUGACCCUAAGACAUUGAAGAAAGAAUACCAUAAAAAGGGCUUGCUUGUUCAUCCCGACAAGAAUCCAAAUAGUCCACUAUCUUGUGAAUCAUUUAAAAAGCUUCAGUGUGCAUAUGAGGUUCUUUCAGACUUCAUAAAAAAGAAAAAUUACGAUGAACAGUUAAGAAAGGAAGAAUCUGGGUGCGCGUGUCAGAGUUCUGGUACCUCUCGUUCUCAGGAGGAUGGUGUUGAAUACCGUGCUGAAGAAUCCAGGCAUAUCGAGUGCACCAAGUGUGGAAAUUCUCACAUAUGGAUAUGCACCAAUAGAAGUAAAAGUAGGGCAAGGUGGUGUCAGGGUUGCUCCCAGUAUCAUCAGGCCAAAGAUGGUGAUGGGUGGGUAGAGAGUGGCUACUCGCCAAUCUUGACACCUCACAAGGUGGAAAUACCACGAGCUUUUGUGUGUGCAGAAAGCAAAAUUUUUGAUGUUUCUGAAUGGGCGAUUUGUCAGGGCAUGGAAUGCAAGGCAAACACUCAUGGCCCAACCUUUCAUGUGAACAUGGUCGGCUUGAAUACAAUGGGGCUGCAAUCCAACCCUCUGAGACAUCCUUGGGGUUUGGAUGCCGAGAUGAUCAUCGAGGACGAUGAGUUCGAGUUGUGGUUUCAGCAGGCCUUGGCGUCUGGAAUAUUCUCGGAGAGUCCAAAGCGGCGAAAAAGUUGGCCGUUCAACAUUAACCACAAAGGCAUCAGAGCUUGGCUAAAAUCACCAUAAACUCAAACAGAUUCUUUGAUCGCAUAUAGAUAGCAUUUAGCAGAUAUCCUUUCGACGGAUGCUUCUGUGCCUCUCACACUCAGUAAGCUUCUGUAUCAUGAAAAACAGGUAACGAAUAGUCAUGGCUACACUAACAGAAAACAUCCACAGUUUGCUAAUCUGUAAAUAGGUCUUGGGGUAGCUGUUUUAGCAUCUACAUGCUACCGAUUCUCCAACACUUAAAACCGAUCAAUUCGAUCCAAGGCUACAUUAAUUUGUAGAAAGAACAAGUGAUCGAUGCCUUGAGCACAAGGCAUCUCCCUUAUGCAAUAUUUGUAGUUAAUGUCUAUAGUUUA